AAACUCCGGGCUGCUUGUUCAUUGUACUGAGUCAGCGGCCAUACGCAAAUGGAUCCAGAGGAGGGCUGUGCUGUGUAGGCUGCACUCUACAUAAGCUCUCAACCUGCGGGACUGCGCGCACAUACUGCCGACUGGAGAUCGCAGGUAGCAUCUGGGGGCUUGACUUACACAUCAGAGGCUCUGAUUUGUGCCUAUUUUCACAAGGACAAGCUUAAAUCCAGGAUUGUCUGACGAGACCUUUCAUACAUCCUCCGUUCCUGAUCUGCCCAUCGGGUGCAUAGAGCAGUACAAUGCGGCGGCUGUGCUGUUGACUAAUUGGACACCCCCUCCACCUUUUUUUCUUCUUUUAUUUUGCUUUUUUUUUUGCCGGUUCUUACUCAAGGAGGCACAUUUCCAAAUCAAUGAUGAAGCUCAAACCAAACCAGACCAGGACAUACGAUGGCGACGGUUUCAAGAAGAGAGCGGCAUGUCUGUGUUUCAAGAAUGAACGUGAAGAAGAGGUAAGAAAGGAUCCCAGUGUGACGCUGUUUUCCUGCAUCUUAUCAACAAUAUGCAGCCCUCAGGCCGGUGUGAAGGGCAAACUAGGACGCUUGCUUGGUGUAUUUGAGCAAAACCAAGAUCGUAAGCACCGAACGUACGUGUACGUGUUGACUGUGACGGAAACCCUAGAAGACUGGGAAGACUCUGUCAACAUAGGUCGUAAGCGGGAGUGGUUCACCGUGGAAGAGGCCAUCAAAGUGCUGCAGAGCCACAAACCCGUUCACGCCGAGUACCUGCGGAGGCUCCAGCUCAGCUGCUCUCCCACCAAUGGGAACUCCAUCCUCCCGAGCCCCUCAUCAAACGACAACUACCCCCAUUACAGCGCUACACCCACCACACCCUCGACGGGCAGCGUGCUGGGCUCCUCCUGCAGAUAGGACUGCAACUCAACCUCCUGUCCUGUCUAGCUGAGACAGUUCACCUAAAGUCUGUACAGUCUCGUGCAUGAAUCUAAAGACUUUUUCAGAGUUGUGGCUCUUCUUGUAUGUAUAGUUUCUAAUCUUAGCUGCAGGACAGACCAAAGCCAUUGCCAGAGCCGUGUUAAAGACUGAGCAGGAGAAGCUGGGAACACUCUGGCAGAGAAACUGCGAUUGUGGCUAAAUCGAACACUUUUCUUUUGCUGGCAAACGUCAGAAUGAGGAGCUGAAGUUUGGGACGAAGAAGCUGCAGACUCUGCUGGUACGAGUGACCUCGUGAAGGAAUGCCUUACAGAAACUUUGUAUGAAUGUGGUAUUGGGGUUGUUUUGUUUCACUGAUGGUCCUUUUUAUGUCAUUUUAUUUGAAAGAAUAUGCUGCGUGAACUCUAAUAAAGCGUAGUCGACAGUGUUAAUUGGUAAGAGACUGACACGUUGUAUUUUAAUGUAAAAGCGUGAUUUCCUUUCCACCAUGUUAACCAUUAACUAAUGACAAAAUACAGUUAAUUGAUCUAAAUUAGUAUUUUCACUUAAACUUGGAUGUUGGUGUUAACAAAUGCAGCUGGAGUGAAGGUACUGGAGUAUUUCAGUUAACCAUUAACCUGUAAAACAAAAAAAAAAAAGAGUUUCUACCUCAGUGAGCCUAAACUGGAUAUGAUGAUCGCCAUGGUCAUGUCACAGAAUGAUAGCACUGCUGUGUUUAUAGUUAAACAUGAGCCAGUGUCUGCGAAGUUUAGUGUCGGCUAACCUUGACUGAUCAAACACUGCUCUGAUGUCAGUUUAUGACCACAUACCUUUUUAUCAGUGCUCAGUGUUUCCCCCACUGAAAAGUAUUCAGAAGUGCAAAUUACGACCUUGCUGGGGUCGUGUGGCCGGGCUCAACUUGAGAUGCUUGGAGGGAGGGAAGUGCAUUGCUGUGAUUUAUGCUGAAUGAAAACAAUUGAAUGAUUGUCUGCUUUUCCUUUAACCAGCAGCAGUUUUCUCUCUCUUGUCUCGUGGUGCUGUUUGAAGAACCUGUCCACUAAUUACAUUUCCACAUAAACUAUGAUUGCUUUGUCCUGUGUUUGCAUAGGGCUGCAAUUAAUGCAUCAAAUGACUUGACAAUGACUUUUUUUUUUUUUUUCCUGUUGAUCUGUUAAUGUCUUGGUUUAUUCAAUGCUGCCGGGGGAGGGGGUAAUAUCUACUGGAUCAGUGAGUUAACUGAUGCAAAGCAAAGGUAAAAUGAUCCAGUGACAUAGUUUGAUUCAAAGAAAGAAACGGUGCAUUUUUAAUCUGUGAUAAUUCUUAGCAUUGCCAACACAACCUUUGCCCAAAAAGAUAUAUGAAAUCCAUCUUCCUUUUCAAAAGCCAAAGAAAAGUGGCUCACCCCAGCUUUUAAAUGUCACGUUUCCUCCCUGAAAACAGACUCCCACUCUCUCCUGCUUUGACGGCUGAAUGACGACUAGUUACCACACACCCGAUUUGUAAAUAGCUUUGAGGAGAACCGCUGACAAUGUGUUUUUAACCGAAAUGAAGCUGUAAUUUCUCUCUUUAAUGUUUUAUAAUUUUUUUUAACAAUGUACAAAUGGCAGAAAAAGAAGACCUGUAGGAACUCUCCCUGACCCCCCCACUGAGUACGCACACUACAGGGUAUUUGUAUCACAACAUAGUGACGUGCCACAGGUUUAGGAUGUGAAGGUCAGCUGGUGUUUGUGUUGAGGUGAUGGAGGGGGGUGCAUCAUGUAAUAGUUGUAUUAAAAUGACUGACAGCAGAGAAUGAGAUUAUAUGGAUGAUAAUCUGAAACUUUAAGAUGAAAACCUUUUUAACAGACACAGACGUCACACAAGUAUUGACCCAGAGUAAACAAGGAUUUAUUUUUAUUCUUUUUUUUUCUUUUUUUUUUUAAUGCAGAUGCAUGAGACAUGCAGAGGGCUGGUGCAAACAUCAAAGAUCAGAUGAAUGCAUUUGGAAAUGAAAACGGUGGUACAAUCCAGGCGUUUCUAAUUCUUGGCUUUUGUAGGAGUUCAGUCAUAUCUUCAGAUUUCAUGCCACGUCUCACUUUAUCUUCCUAGUAGAUGCUGCUCUUUCACAAAACCUUAUCUGCAGUAUCGUAAAAUAAUACAGCGGUUCACCUCGCGUAAAGUCUCAGCCUGUUUCUACGUGUGUCUGGACAGAAAUAUGAUGUGCCAAAUUAAAGGAAAACAGUUUGUAUCCUUAUGGGAGGUAAAAGAACUUGAUGUUAGUGUUUUAAUCGUCUAUAUCGUAGAGCGAGAGGGUGGAAAAAAACAUCUCAAACACUGUUUGAUAAAAUCUUUGUGUUAUUUCAGAAUAUGAUUGUUUUAUAAUGUGAAAAAUCUCUUUCUAAAUCCAAACUGCACCCUACAUUGUUCAGAUUCUCAUGAGGCGGUGAUUCUUUACCUCGCGCCGUUUUGAAGUUGAACACAUGCGACUGAGUCAGACCACAAUCUGAACGCGAGCCCAACUUGAAUCCAUUAAUCCUGAUGUUCUACAGCUCCCAGUCACAUCUCCCUCCGCUUGUUGAGAUGCUGUUGGAUGCUCGGGUCUUUGUUGAUCUGUGAUUGGUCUUACUGUAAACAAGGCAAACUAAAGAUUUGUUAUUGUUUAUCUUAAUAUGCACAGCAAUGUUUCAUGUGAAAGUGGGUUAAAGAACUGGAGAGGAAAGACCUUUGGAGAAGAGUGCAUUAAAGAGGAAAAAUCUUA
Neolamprologus brichardi is the source of this 3654-nucleotide messenger RNA. Lineage: Eukaryota; Metazoa; Chordata; Actinopteri; Cichliformes; Cichlidae. The record is from RefSeq and is a predicted model, not a curated record.